This is a messenger RNA of Felis catus (domestic cat), 3300 nucleotides long. RefSeq names its product phospholipase C delta 4 (gene PLCD4). Gene Ontology annotation, biological process: intracellular signal transduction; lipid metabolic process. The transcript is spliced from 16 exons. Gene Ontology annotation, molecular function: calcium ion binding; phosphatidylinositol-4,5-bisphosphate phospholipase C activity. Lineage: Eukaryota; Metazoa; Chordata; Mammalia; Carnivora; Felidae. The record is from RefSeq and is a predicted model, not a curated record. Bases 234 to 2714 code for a protein of 826 amino acids.
CAAGGAGAGAGCUCACACCUCUCCCCACCCUACUCCUUCUCUUUGGCUGCAAGUCUGCCAGUCACAGCAGCAAACUGCAGUAGAAAAGGGGAGGAAGCCAGCGGAGCAGCGAGAGAAGCACAAGAACCCAGCUGGGUUUCCUCGUCCCACAGGAGAGGGCGUCGCAGAGCUCACAGACAGGACUGCUCUCCUGCUCGCGGUGACUCUGGCACCAGCUUGUGGAGCAGUAGGUGAUGGUGUCCUUGAUGCAAGGCCGGCUGCCCAUCAAUCAAGAUGUGCUGCUGAUGCAGAAAGGCAUGCUGGUGCGCAAGGUGAGGUCCAAAAGCUGGAAGAAACUAAGAUACUUCAGACUUCAGGAUGAUGGCAUGACAGUCUGGCAUGCCCGGCAGGCAGGAGGCAAGGCCAAGCCCAGCUUCUCAAUCUCUGAUGUGGAGACAGUGCGUGAGGGCCAUGAGUCUGAGCUGUUGCGCAGCCUGGCAGAGGAGUUCCCCCUGGAGCAGGGCUUCACCAUCAUCUUCCAUGGCCGCCGUUCCAACCUGGACCUGGUGGCCAACAGCGUUGAGGAGGCCCAGAUAUGGAUGCAGGGGCUCCAACAUUUGGUGGACUUUGUCACCAGCAUGGACCAAAAGGAGCGGCUGGACCAGUGGCUGAGUGACUGGUUCCAGCGUGGAGACAAGAACCAGGAUGGUCGCAUGAGUUUCCCAGAGGUCCAGCGGUUACUACACCUGAUGAAUGUGGAAAUGGACCAGGAAUAUGCCUUGCAGCUUUUCCAAGCAGCAGACACAUCCCAGUCUGGGACUCUGGAAGGAGAAGAAUUUGUAGAGUUCUAUAAGGCGUUGACUAAGCGCCCUGAGGUACAGGAAGUGUUUGAAAACUUUUCAGCUGAUGGGCAGAAGCUGACCCUGCUGGAAUUUGUGGAUUUCCUCCGAGAGGAGCAGAAAGAAGGAGAAAGAGCUUCAGACCUUGCUCUGGAACUCAUCGACCGCUAUGAGCCUUCAGAUAGCGGCAAAGUGCGACAUGUGCUGAGCUUGGAUGGCUUCCUCAGCUACCUCUGCUCAAAGGAUGGAGAUGUCUUCAACCCAGCCUGCCUCCCCAUCUACCAGGAUAUGACUCAACCCCUGAACCACUAUUAUAUCAACUCCUCUCACAACACCUACCUAGUGGGGGACCAGCUUUGUGGCCAGAGCAGCGUCGAAGGAUAUAUACGGGCCCUGAAGAGGGGGUGCCGCUGUGUGGAGGUGGAUAUAUGGGACGGACCUAGUGGGGAGCCUAUCGUUUACCAUGGACACACCCUGACCUCCCGCAUCCCGUUCAAAGAUGUCGUGGCCACUGUAGCACAGUACGCCUUCCAGACAUCAGACUACCCAGUCAUCUUGUCCCUGGAGAACCACUGCACCUGGGAGCAGCAGCAGGUCAUGGCGCUUCAUCUGACCGAGAUCUUGGGGGAGCAAUUGCUGAGCACAACCUUGGACGGGCUGCUGCCCACUCAGCUGCCCUCGCCUGAGGAGCUUCGGAGGAAGAUCCUGGUGAAGGGGAAGAAGCUACAGACCCUUGAGGAGGACCUCGAGGAAGAGGAAGAGGAGGAAGUGCUGGAGUCUCAACUGGAGGGAGAGCAGGAGGCUAGGCCAGAGCUGGAGGCCCAGUUUGAGUCUGAGCCCCAGGAGCUGAGCCCCCGCAGUAAGGACAAAAAGAAGGACAAGGUUGUGAUGUGUCCGCCGUUUUGUACGCCUAUCUGUUGUCAGAUUAUGGUUCAGGCUCCUAGUUCCAAGCCUGAGUCCCUUCUCUUUCCCAAGCAGAAAUCCAAACCCAUCAUGUGUCCAUCCCUCUCUGCCCUGGUUGUCUACUUGAAGGCCGUCUCAUUCCACAGCUUCACUCACUCGAGGGAGCACUACCGCUUCUAUGAAACAUCAUCUUUCUCUGAAACCAAGGCCAAGAGCCUCAUCAAAGAGGCUGGCAAUGCGUUUGUGCAGCACAACGCCUGGCAGUUAAGCCGUGUGUAUCCCAGUGGCCUGAGGACAGAUUCGUCCAACUACAACCCCCAGGAACUCUGGAAUGCGGGUUGCCAGAUGGUGGCUAUGAAUGUGCAGACUGCGGGGCUGGAGAUGGACAUCUGUGAUGGGCUCUUCCGCCAGAACGGUGGCUGUGGCUAUGUGCUGAAGCCAGACUUCCUGCGUGACAUCCAGAGUUCCUUCCACCCAGAGAGGCCCAUCAGCCCUUUCAAAGCCCAGACCCUCCUAAUCCAGGUGAUCAGUGGUCAGCAACUCCCCAAGGAGGACAUGACUAAAGAGAGGUCCAUUGUGGAUCCACUGGUGAGAGUUGAAAUCUUCGGUGUCCGCCCAGACACAACCCGGCAAGAGACGAGCUACGUGGAGAACAAUGGUUUUAAUCCAUACUGGGGGCAGACACUAUGCUUCCGGGUCCUGGUGCCUGAACUGGCCCUGCUGCGUUUUGUGGUAAAUGAUUACAACUGGAAAACCCGACACGACUUUAUUGGGCAGUACACACUUCCUUGGACCUGCAUGCAACAAGGUGGGCCGGUCCCCCAAACCCUGGCCAGCGGUCCAGCUCCGGCUCCCUUCCUAAUGCUGUCCUCCUGCCCCUUUCCAGGCUACCGCCACAUACACCUACUCUCCAAGGACGGCACCAGCCUCCAUCCAGCCUCCAUCUUUGUGCAUAUCUGCAUCCGGGAAGGACUAGAGGGGGAUGAAUCCUAAGGCGGGCACUUCUUGGGAAGGGUGGGUGCGCUGGCUUGAGACGGUAAGAAAAACCUGGAAGGAUGCUCCAGAAGGCAAACACAGGUGGUAAAAACCAAGUUUUGGGUUGUGCAUUCCUAAGCACAAAAUUACCUCACCUUUCCUAACAAGCAAAUCUAGGACCUGAUUUUUCACUCUCUCUCUCUUCCCUUUCUUCGUUUUUCCACCUGUGGUAUCUUUUCUGCCCCUUUCUUCGCAUACUCUCUGCUGGACUUCCUUCCUCUUGCCACAGCCUCAAUCCCAUACCUCAGUCCCAAAGGAUGAAUCUCUUUCAUCAACCCUGGCUCAAACGAUGGUUGCCACCAGAAACCCAGAGAGGGGCUUGGAGCAGAGAAACACUAAGAGGCAUUAUCCCCUCCACACUAACUUCCUUAAAGCUCAGAGCCAAGGAAAGGAUAGACCAAUCCUCCAGGUUCCCCAGGCAGAGGCUGGGGAAGGAGACCUCACCCCAAGACUACACGGACUCUCAAGAGAACACUGCACAGCCGAGUCCCCACUGGACUGCUCUUCCCUAGUCCCGCUUGUAUAAACAGAGCUUUUCUCCCCA